Xenopus laevis (African clawed frog) is the source of this 734-nucleotide messenger RNA. It is a transcript of the gene xa-1.L, whose product is annotated as anterior and ectodermic-specific protein L homeolog. Gene Ontology annotation, cellular component: extracellular region. The record is from RefSeq and is marked provisional. NCBI's taxonomy places the organism in Eukaryota, Metazoa, Chordata, Amphibia, Anura, Pipidae.
AAGCAAUCCUCGGCAUUUGAAGAGAGAUAGACGGGAUUUCCAGCCAUGUUUUUCUACGUUCUUCUGCUUGCUCUAAUGGCCCAGGGCUGGAGCCUUCCACAAGGGAAGACAGGAGAAGAUUCUCCAGUCUUCAGGCCUCCUUCUCCACCCAUGGGCCCUAGCCUUCCUCCACCUGUCAGCCAUGACCUGCACAGGCCAUCGGGUCACCCUGAGGAGUUCAGAACUGGAGCAUCUUUACCUCCAAAAGAAACCCCCAAUGAACCGAGGCAUGGCAGGCCUAAGAGAGAUCUUCAUCAUGGGAAAGUUGUCCCCACUGGAGUCCCUCAUCACACAGGAGAAGUCCUACAUCACACAGACCAUUCUUCUAAUACCCACAAGUCACAUGAAGAAAACAGACCUAAAGGGUUCAGGACUGGACGUCCCUUGCUACCCAUAAAACCUGAGCAUGGCAGGCACAGGAGAGAUCUUCAUCAUGGGAAAGCUGUCCCUACUGGAGUCCCUCAUCACACAGAAAAAUUCCACAACGGCAGCAAUGGAAAAAGCCAUCCUCCCAGACCAGGCCAUUCCACCUUUGCCCACAAUGACAACUCAAGUGAAGAAAAGAGACCAAAACAUGGUCAGGAACAAGGAAAGAAGCAUUAGUAAACAUAAAAAGAAGAAAAUUAAAGAGGAAACCGAGUACAUUGGAUGGAAUUAUUAAUAAGUUAUGGCAAAACCAAUAAAGUGAUAAUGAU